Messenger RNA from Lucilia cuprina (Australian sheep blowfly), 2319 nucleotides. It is a transcript of the gene Ddx1, whose product is annotated as ATP-dependent RNA helicase Ddx1. Lineage: Eukaryota; Metazoa; Arthropoda; Insecta; Diptera; Calliphoridae. Gene Ontology annotation, molecular function: nucleic acid binding; protein binding; ATP binding. The transcript has 7 exons. The coding region runs from base 136 to 2319 and encodes 727 amino acids. The record is from RefSeq and is a predicted model, not a curated record.
UUUAUGUUUUAGAAACGUUUUUCACUGAACAUACUUUUUCAUAAAAUUUUUGUGUAUUUCUGCAGCCGGCUGCUUGAUAAGUAGAUUUUUGCAAUCUUUUCUAGAAGUUGAAACAAUUUGUGAAAUCUUUUGAAAAUGACUGCAUUUGAGGAAUUUGGCGUUUUGCCAGAAAUUGGCAAAGCCAUUGAUGAAAUGGAGUGGACACUACCCACCGAUGUGCAGGCGGAGGCCAUACCCUUAAUUUUAGGUGGUGGCGAUGUGUUAAUGGCUGCCGAAACAGGUUCUGGUAAAACUGGUGCUUUUUGUUUGCCCAUUUUACAGAUUGUAUGGGAAACUUUAAGAGAUUUAGAGGAAGGUAAGAGUGCAAAAGGGGGAGGGGCUGCUGGCAGUGUCGCUGCCUGGACUAUGUCCUUUUUCGAUCGCGGUUCUGCCUUGGCUGUUACUCCUGAUGGUCUGCGCUGCCAGUCGCGAGAAUUCAAAGAAUGGCAUGGCUGUCGCUGCACUACGGGUGUGAAGGGUAAGGGAAAAUUCUACUAUGAGGCCACUGUAACAGAUGAAGGCUUGUGCCGUGUUGGCUGGUCCACCCAACAAGCCCAACUGGACUUGGGUACUUGUCGCAAUGGCUUUGGUUUUGGUGGUACUGGUAAAAAGUCAAACAAUCGCCAGUUUGAUGAUUAUGGCGAGGCGUUUGGUAAAAAUGAUGUCAUAGGCUGUUACUUGGAUUUGGAAAGAAUGGAAGUUUCUUUUAGUAAAAAUGGCCAACAUUUAGGAGUUGCUUUCCGCAUAGCCGACAAUUUACGCAAUGAAACCUUUUAUCCGGCAGUGGUUUUGAAAAAUGCCGAAAUGGCUUUUAAUUUUGGUAGAACUGAGUUAAAAUAUCCACCUAAAAAUGGUUUUGUAGCUGUUUCUCAGGCAGGAGCCCAACACUCUAAAGCCAAUCCUCUGGCUAGUCCUUCCACAAAUGCGGCAGCUAAUAAACCUGCUCCCAAUGCUCCUCAGGCCAUUAUAAUAGAACCCAGCCGUGAAUUGGCUGAACAGACUUAUAAUCAAAUAGAAAAGUUUAAAAUACAUUUGUCGAAUCCAAAUGUUCAAACUUUACUAUUGAUUGGAGGCGUUAAGUUGGAACAGCAGAAGAGUGUGUUGCAGCAAGGUGUGCAUAUUGUUGUGGGCACUCCGGGACGCUUGGAGGAAAUGAUUAGCAGUGGUUUUGUGCAAUUAACCCACUGCAGAUUUUUUGUUUUAGAUGAAGCUGAUGCUCUUCUUAAGCAGGGCUAUACGGAUUUAAUAGAUCGUUUACACAAACAAAUACCCAAAAUGACUUCCGAUGGCCGUCGCCUACAGAUGGUGGUGUGUUCUGCCACCCUGCAUGCUUUCGAAGUUAAAAAAAUGGCCGAUCGUUUAAUGCAUUUUCCCACUUGGGUUGAUCUUAAAGGAGAGGAUGCUGUACCGGAAACGGUUCAUCAUGUGGUGUGCAUGAUUGAUCCCCAGAAAGAUACCAUGUGGCAUAAUUUACGUCAACAUAUACGAACAGACGGUGUACAUGCACGUGAUAAUGUUCAUCCCAAUAAUUUAACACCGGAGACCUAUUCGGAAGCCGUGAAACUAUUGAAGGGGGAAUAUUGUAUAAGAGCCAUAGAGGAACAUAAAAUGGAUAGAUGCAUUAUAUUCUGUCGUACAAAGUUGGAUUGUGAUAAUUUGGAGCAGUAUUUAAGGGCUAGAGGUGGUCAGCGUUAUUCUUGUGUUUGUCUACACGGUGAUCGUAAGCCGCAAGAGCGUAAACAGAAUUUGGAACGUUUUAAACGGGCCGAAGUGAAAUUUUUAAUAUGUACUGACGUAGCUGCCAGAGGUUUAGAUAUUACCGGUUUGCCCUACAUGAUUAAUAUUACUUUGCCGGAUGAAAAAUCGAAUUAUGUACAUCGUAUCGGUCGUGUGGGUCGCGCCGAACGUAUGGGUUUAGCCAUAAGUUUGGUGGCUACGGUACCCGAAAAAGUUUGGUAUCAUGGCGAAUGGUGUAAAACACGCGGUCGUAAUUGUAACAAUACUAAUUUAACUGAUAUUAAGGGUUGUUGUAUUUGGUAUAAUGAAAAGAAUCUAUUGGCAGAAAUUGAAGAUCAUUUGAAUAUCACUAUACAACAAGUGGACAAAUCCCUAGCCGUACCCCUUAAUGAUUUCGAUGGUAAGGUGGUGUAUGGUGAGAAAAAUCUUAAUACCGGCACCGGCUAUAAGGAUCACGUUGAACAAUUGCAACCCGUUGUAAGAAAACUAACGGAUUUGGAAUUGCAAUCACAAUCUUUAUUUUUGAAACGCUUAAAAGUCUAA